Messenger RNA from Patiria miniata (bat star), 1830 nucleotides. RefSeq lists its product as uncharacterized. Lineage: Eukaryota; Metazoa; Echinodermata; Asteroidea; Valvatida; Asterinidae. Gene Ontology annotation, molecular function: metal ion binding. The coding region runs from base 83 to 1075 and encodes 330 amino acids. The record is from RefSeq and is a predicted model, not a curated record. The transcript has 8 exons.
UCGGAAACUUCUAAGUUCUGCUAGUGCUAGUGCUAGCUUUGGUUGUUUUCCUUCCUCCAGGUGACUUGGAAAUCCAUCUAUAAUGGCAUCAUCGUUCAUUGCGGAAGAGCUGGCCGGAGUCAAGAAGAGAUGUCUGGAUGAGAUCGAGGGGUCUGAGAUCAUCGCCUGCCAUCCCAUAUCUGUCAGAGUCAAAAUCACGAGAACCAAGUUCAAGCAGUUGGAUGCGUGCCUCCAGUUCUAUGAUGGUUACCCAGACACACCUAUUGUGAUUGAGAUCAAGAGCAAGACAAUUCCUGAGAAGCUACGGGAGGGGUUAGUCAGGAUAUGCGACAAUGAGGCUAAGAAGCUACUUGGCAAACAGCAGGUGAUGCCCAUGUUGAAAUUCAUCCGCCAGUUUAUAGACGACAACCCCUUCACGCCAUGCAGCGAGGAGCUUGCGUACAUCAAGAAAGAACUGGUGGAGGAUCAAGACACAUUCAAGACGAAACAAAAAGCCGGCGUCAUUAUCCACACGAUACGAAAGUUUGACUACUUCUGGAAAAUCAAGUUGACUGUACCGGACAAUUAUCCUGAGGAACAAGUCCAAAUCGGAGAGGUGGAUCACAAUUUCCCGGAAAUAUUUUCCAAAAUGUUCGCCUCGCAAGCCGUGGAGAUUGCCAGGCAGUGUGUCACACCACCACUCAAAAAGAAGCCCAAGGAUCCACCCUUUGAAGCUAAACCAUCCCUCCAACCAGUCUGCGAGUUCUUAGUCCGCGAGUGCGUACGCAGAUACCCGACAGAGGUCUGCCAUUUAUGUCACGAAAAGGCAUACCCAAAGAAACCAGAGCAUGUAGUGAAUAACCCGAUGCACGGCAGACAUAUAGAAUGGAUGUACUGUGGACAUUUGUUUCAUCAUGGCUGCGUAGAUGAAUAUAUGAAAACACCGCCUUUCACAGGGGGCAAGAAGUGUCCGCAGUGCGGCAAGAGACUGUACCACAACAAAUGGAACGUGACGCCCAAACUUGCCGAGGACAGGUGGGCCCAUCAUCAAGCUAGGCAACGAGAGCUAGAGGAAGUCACAGACUUUUUGCAAUAGGACAUUUGUAGAAAUUUAUCUGGACAGUUUGUAGUCGGACAGCGUGACUGGUACAAGAUCUCGAAUGCAGUUCUGUUUCAAUGAAAGCCACCACUGGUUUGGGCACAUCACAGUUGGAAAUUUGUCGUCUGUACCGUCGGAGGUCCAGCGGACCAGUGUGUGCACAUUUUGUGAGAUGUCCACCCAGUACUUUCUUCAGUCCCUGCACGGAAGUCAGUCAAGCGGUCAACCGAAAAAGGAUGUGAAUAACUUAAACCAUAACAUAACUUAUACUGUUUUAUCCUAGGAUAUUAAGCGACAUUGAAGCAAGGUUUUCUAAGUAUAAACAUUGUCAACUAUCUGCCAAACCAGCCGUUACGAACCACAAUCAUGAAAAAAAAAAAUUUAUGCAUACGACAAGGAACAAUUUCCAAUUGUAGUACGAAUUAUAUAAAAUGCUUUUCUUUAACCAUUUCGCACCGGGACUAUUUUGACAUCGACCGGUCUCGCUUGUUGCGUGUUUAUCCGUCAUCCGUUCCGAAUACCGCAACACCUUUGCGUGUAUACACGUCAUCCAAUGUGUACUGUUUAACUGAAAAAAAGACACCAAAUCUUUAUUUUCAUUUCAGUUACAGCUAACAUGAUUGACCCUUUAAUGCCUUUUGUGUCAAAUAGUAUAAGCAACUCAACACAAUUAGAAAUUAGGUCUGCCCGUCUUGCACAUAAUUUGCUCUCAGACUUUCUUGGCAUUAUAAUAAAUAUGAUAACAGAUACUU